ACUAUUUACUUCAACUUUGAUGGUACGAGAGGGGAUUGAGAAACUGGAAGCAAUACGUCAAAAUAGAAUAGAUUAAUAGAAGUAAAUUACGUGAGAAUUAGAUUCAAAGUUCCUAACCGAGUCUUCCAUAAACAAGACUUACUAGUAAAUAUAAAGUGUAUUGCAUAGCGAGGUCAGCGAUAAGGUGUUAAUUAGAUAACAUUAUCACGUACAUACCUAUUGUUGUUGUUAGCAAUGGAAUUACUUCGCUACAGUCUUCGGAGAACGUUAAUAGCCUACAGACCGGUACAUAGAAAUAUGCAUUUAUUAAAAAGUAAAGCAUAUGUGGAGGGCAAAUGGGUGGCUGCAGCUAGCGGCCAGGAGUUCAGUGUGUACAACCCUGCAGAUGAUUCGGUUAUAGCAUCAGUGCCCGAUAUGACAGCUCCGGAUGCUAAAAAAGCUCUUGAUGCAGCUGCUGACGCUUUCCAGACCUGGAAGUCCUACACAGCAAAAGAACGCUCCAAGAUAAUUAGGAAGUGGUACGAGGUGGUUGAAGCACACACUGACGAUCUAGCCGCCAUUGUAACUGCUGAGAGUGGGAAACCAUUAGCAGAAGCUAAAGGAGAAGUAGCUUACGGCAAUUCCUUUUUGGAGUGGUUUGCUGACUGUGCUCGCCAUAUCAAUGGAGAAAUUUUAACAAGCCCAUGGCCCAACAAACGUAUAUUGGCUUCCAGACAACCACUCGGUGUUGUAUCUGUUAUUACUCCAUGGAACUUUCCUUUUGCUAUGAUCACCAGAAAAGUUGGAGCUUUGAUGGCUGCUGGAUGCACUUGUGUAAUCAAACCUGCUGAAGACACUCCCCUAUCUGCCUUAGCAGCUGUUGAGCUGGCAGAGAUAGCUGGAGUACCAAAGGGAGUGAUCAAUGUUGUCACUUGUAGCAGGAAAAAUGCUGCAGAUGUCGGUAAAGAGAUGUGUGAGGAUUCUCGUGUCAGAUGCAUUUCAUUUACUGGAUCUACUCAUGUUGGCAAACUGCUGUAUGGACUUGCAGCAAAAGGAAUUAAGAGGGUGGCUCUUGAGUUAGGAGGAAAUGCUCCUUUCAUUGUCUUUCCGAGUGCUGACAUAAAGCGUGCUUUGGAUCAAGCAAUGCUUGCUAAAUUCAGGAACAACGGACAAGCAUGUGUUGGUGCUAAUAGAUUCCUGAUACAUGAAGAUGUGUAUGACCAAUUUGUUGAAGGUUUUAAAGAACGCAUCCAAACUCAUUGCAUAUUAGGACCGGGGACAAAAGAAGGUGUCACUUGUGGUCCCCUUGUUAAUGCAGAGCAGGUGAACAAGGUUGCUGGAUUUGUAGCUGAUGCAACACAAAAAGGUGCCAGGGUUUUGACUGGUGGCAAGAUUGCUGCCAAUCUGGGUACAAAGUACUUUGAAUCAACACUGAUUGAUAAUGUUACACCCAACAUGAAGGUGUUUAAUGAAGAAGUCUUUGGGCCAAUUGCAACUAUUGUGAAGAUAAAGAGUGAGAAGGAAGCUGUAGAGAUUGCUAACAAUACUAACAGUGGUCUGGCUGCUUAUGUGUUCACUAAGGAUCUGGGACAAGCAUUUAGAAUGUCAAGGGAUCUGGAAUUUGGGAUGGUUGCCAUAAAUGAUGGUCUACUGUCUACUGCUGAAGCGCCAUUUGGUGGGAUUAAAGAGUCAGGGAUUGGCCGAGAGGGCAGCAUGCAUGGUGCUGAAGAGUACACUGAGAUUAAGUAUACUCUGAUGUCUGACCUGGAAUAAUAAAAAGUAUUGAAAUAUCAAAUUGUGUCCUUUCCAGCAAAUCAUGUUUCUCUUCUGUCAUAUCAAUAAAAAAAAACUGAUUUUCAUUUGAAUUUGCUGGAAUUUUUAAAUAAGAAUAAAGUAAAAUAAAUAAACAAUAGUAUAUUGUGUUUAUAAUAGAAGAAAAAUGACAUCACUUUAGACUAUGGAAGUUAAACCAAAAAAUGUAGAAUGUUAAUUGUUACAUAUCAAGGAUACUCAAAGCCAUAUUAAAACUGGUUGUUCAAGUGUUGCAUUUAUGUACAAGAAAAAUCUUUAUAGUGAUUUAAUAUUGUAGUAGUAGUUUUAAUAUGUAUUUUGCUUGUUUGUAAGAUAAAAUUAUGAUACCAUAUACUUUGAUAAUUUUAGUAUUCUUGUGCCAUUGCUCAGUAAGCAUUUAUAAAUGUUUGGGUUACUCAAUUGUUAAUCUGUGGUAGCUAAUGAAUUAUUCAUUCUGUAAAUAUUUUGUUAUUUACCCACACUUGUAUACAUAAGCACUGUUUUUACAAAUAUUUGUUAAAUGUUGUUUUAUUUUUAAGCUUUAUUUUAUAAGUAACUUGUGUUAUUUUCUUAAAGAAUAAUGCCCUACUUAUAAAAUAAAGAUUAAAGUUAAAUGUUGUUUUGUUUUUAUUACUGUGUUGUUGUAUUUAGAUAUUAUAUUUCCUAUUAUAAUAUUAAUAUGUUAUUUAGAAAACGAAUUUAUGGCUGUUUAAAAAAUUAAAGCAUAAUAUUAUGAUUUAUUACAGUUACCAAUCAUUCCAGAAUGUUCUGAAUGUUUUAACUAAAAGUGAGACAAUAAUUAAAUGUUUAAGGUACAUAUAUGAAUAAACAUAUAUUUAUUAUGUCAAGAA
Spodoptera frugiperda (fall armyworm) is the source of this 2621-nucleotide messenger RNA. It is a transcript of the gene Ssadh, whose product is annotated as succinate semialdehyde dehydrogenase. The coding region runs from base 235 to 1752 and encodes 505 amino acids. Lineage: Eukaryota; Metazoa; Arthropoda; Insecta; Lepidoptera; Noctuidae. Gene Ontology annotation, molecular function: succinate-semialdehyde dehydrogenase (NAD+) activity. The record is from RefSeq and is a predicted model, not a curated record. The transcript has a single exon.